Phaedon cochleariae (mustard beetle) is the source of this 3449-nucleotide messenger RNA. Lineage: Eukaryota; Metazoa; Arthropoda; Insecta; Coleoptera; Chrysomelidae. The record is from the annotation of a GenBank genome assembly.
AUGAAGAUGAAGGUAUUGUCUUUGGAGAUAUAGUUUACAAAGAUGAAGAAAACAAUGAGAAGUCAUUGAGGAGCACAUUGAUUGAGAUGGAUGUAUUGAAAAUUGAUGAGAAUGUUUUUGAAGAAAUAAAAGAAUCUCUGGAUGAUUACAAAGAGAGAAAUGUGAUGUUGAUAGCUCAAAUAUGUACUAACAACAAACAUUUGGAGACUCUAUUGGCUGAUGCCUCAUUUGAUCCUGUUGAAGCUUGCACAAGAUUGAAACUGAAAUAUUGUCAUGAAUUUGAAGAGGAUAAUAAAUUACUGAUGUCCGAAGAUGAGUUUUCGGGCAUAUCUAGUAAAACUAGAUCCAAAGCAAAUGGGAGUGGUACUAGUGUGGAGAGUGAUUCGCCAAAAACGCUGGACGAUUGUUUGUCCAGACGUAAACAGCUCCUUCAAAAAUUCAUCUCCGAACGCAGAUCGCUGAACAAAUCUGACCAAGAUUCGUUGUUGUCGGAUUCCGUUGACGCCAAAGAGAGUGAAUCUGUGGAUGUGGCAACUAUGCGGAACGAGUCCAAGACUGCUGAGACACCAAAGUCGAAAAUCAAAAGACUAUUAGAGGCCAUCAAGACUGAAAAAGAAAAAAAACUUGAAACUGAAACUGAUAAUACUACUUCCAAACGAAAAAUUGUAUUCUACCCUGCUGGAGGCGAACGGACCUGUUUCCAACGUUCUGUGAAGAGGAACAAGCAAGUACAUAAAGGCUACCCAGUCCAAUCUGUCAGUUCAGAUGAUGUCUCUCUGAACACGAUCAAUCAUGAAACACCAGUCACACCGAAAAGCGAAUCAUUCCAGCCGAAGAUAACUUCGAGUGCUUCGAAAUGUUCGACAACAGACGACACCGACUUUCUGUCUGAUGGGAAUUUUCAGAGCGAGCCUCAGGCUGAGCUGUCUGAAAAGCACACCGACAUGGAAACGGAAGGCGAUGAUACUAUGUCCACCGAAUCCUCGUUAGGCAACACAUCGACCACCAACAACGACAGGGUGAGCACUCUCAAAAUAAAGCCCCACUGCAGCUGCAAGCAGUGCGAGCACUGGACGAAGGAGGAAAACGUGUGGGAGGACGGACCUAGCAUCCUAAAAAAGGUCUCGAAAAUUGUGCCGAUCAGUCGGCAGCUGCUGUUCAAGGAAGGAGAAGGUGACGAGGGCGAUAACAACGUCAUCUCUCUGGAUUUCGAUUCGAUGACCAAGAUCGAGAAGCGUGCUGUUCCCAAAUUAUUGGUGCACAGCGGCAGCAUCCCGACUCCGGUAAGGAUCCUCUCCAAACUGCCCUUCCACCGGGAAGUGCAUCGCAGCCUCGAGCAGCUCGACUACAAAGUGGCCAAGCUGAUACAGGCCUACGCCUGGCCCGCGCUCUUCCGCAACCAGAACCUCUGCAUGGUGCACGGCCCCAAAACGGGCAAGACGCUGGCUUAUUUGCCUGUCAUGUGCACCUUCGUUCUCGAAAAGGUUGACAGAUAUGAGUCAUUGCUGAACGUGGGAGGAGGACCGAUAGUGAUCAUACUGUGUGCCGAUUCCAAGAAAUGCGAGGAUGUGUACGAUCUGGCUAAGGUUUUAACUAGGCGAAACUGGACAAAAAUUCAGCUGAUUACGUAUCCUAUUGGACAUAUAAAUUCUAAUCACGUCGACAUAGUGAUCACAACCCCUCCAAUCCUGCUGGAAAUGCUCAAAACGAAAACGCUGAACUUCAAACGACUCUGUCAUCUCAUCCUAGAAGACGGCGACGAAAUCCUGAACAGGCACCACGAAGAAACCCGAAAGUUUUUCGAUCUCACCCAAUCGAUGUUGAGCAACCGAGUGUUCUCGAAAUCCGUGCAGCUAAUAGUCUGCUCUGAGCAUUGGAACAAGAAGCUGAGCACUUUGCUGAGGAGCUUAGAGCAGGUGCCUAUGGUGUGCAUCGGGAAUUAUCUGGAGGCGGCUUUGUACGGGAAAAUGGAGUUUUCGAUGAAGUUCAGCAACUCUGCUUGCAAAGAAAGCGAACUGAGAGUUCUGCUCAAGGACACUUACCGGAUUCACAAAUCCGUUAUCGUAUGCAAUGAAAGUGAGAUUGAGGACGUAGAAACCAUUUUGAGGUUGAAAGGAAUCGAUUCCACCGUAGUGUCGGACAGUAUGAGUCUGGAGGAGGUAUCCCUUCGAGAAGAUAUGUGGGCUUUAGCCAAGGGUGGAUGCUAUACAGUUUUGGUAUGCACAGAUUUCUUGUUGAACACAAUGCUGACUGUGACCAAAGCGAACAAGUUGAUACAUUAUUCUCUGCCUUCUUCUUGGACGAAAUUUGUGCAAAGGUUCAGAUGCUUGCUGGAAAAUUGCAAGAGUCCUCUUGAUAAUAACGAGGUGAAAAUAGUGUCUCAGAGUAUCGUUCUUAUUGACGAGACGUCAGAAUCGCAGAUGCAUAAGUUCUUCAGUUACAUAUAUUCCACUGAACUGAAGAAUCAGCUACCAGAAAAAUUACAGAGAUACGCGGAGUCUCUCGUAAACAUCGAGGAAGAAGAAAAACACGAACUCGCUCUUCCUCUGUGCGACAAACUCAAACUGUUCGGCAAAUGCCAGGACUGUCGUUGCCGCAAGAGACACACCCCGAGACCCACCCUCGACUUGUUGGAGCACCUGCCCAAAUCGGGCACCAUCAAAUUCAAGAUAACCUUCCUGCAAGACGUCACCUUGUUCUCCAUCAAACUAUUGCAACACAUCGACAAUCACAACAAAAUCGACGAAUUCGAUGAAAUGACGAACUGCAGCGAAGAUUUGACGAGCUGUUUGAGGAUCAGCAAGAAGAAGUUGAGGAAUCCUGUGGAAGGGCAUAUUUACGCCUACUACGAUUGUGAAGAGAAUGGCUCGUAUCACAGGGCUGAGUUGUUGAGGGUGGUCGAUAAUACUACGGUUAAGGUUAAGUUGAUUGACAAUGGGACUGUUUUGGAGACGUUAGGAACGAGGUUGUACCGUUUGCCGUCCGAGUUUAAAGAGUCCAACAAGCCUAGAGCAGUGAUCGACGCGUAUCUCGCCAACUACAUACCUCCCUUCCAAGACCAAUUCUUCUGCGCCAGGUCCUUCCACCAUUUGCAGUCCAUGCUGGACAAGAUGGACUACCAGAACGUCAUCUUCACCGGCGACGUUCAUCUGCAGCUGGGUAACACUUUGUGGCUGAAGAACGUCUGCCAGCAGGUCGAAUUGUCUGAUAUGGUGGUACCGGGCUGUCAAAUAUCUAGAGAGGUGGCCAGGAAGAGCCUGGUAACGUACAGCAACGACCAACUCUACAAUCUGUACAAGUUGUGCGCAGACGCUGGAAUCGCGCUACCCUCCUACGACAAGAAGCCAACGAGGGGCUCGAAAAGUAGGGGCGAGAAGGUGGUUUGGCAGUGGGCCCACUUGGACGUCGAGGGGGUGAACGAGGUGACUUUUUCGGCUGCCGUGUCACCU